Molecule: messenger RNA, 2301 nt
Organism: Hemicordylus capensis (graceful crag lizard)
Lineage: Eukaryota; Metazoa; Chordata; Lepidosauria; Squamata; Cordylidae
Gene: SLC3A1
Product: solute carrier family 3 member 1
Exons: 10
Coding region: 133-2163 (676 amino acids)
Biological process (GO): carbohydrate metabolic process; amino acid transport
Source: RefSeq, a predicted model, not a curated record
UCAGACUUUGGACUGGUCGGUCAGGUUUAUUUAUAAACCACAGAUUAAUGACACUUCUUCCUUGUUUCACCAGCCGAAGGUAGUCUUCCCGCACCUGCAGGGAGCCUUCUGAGAGACAGAAGUGAGUAAAACAUGGGCGACGAGGAGACGAAGAUCAUCUCUAUUGAACUGAGCGAGAAAGGCUUGGAGAACAAUGGCUUUGUUCAGAGCGAGGAGCUGGAUGAAAAGGAAGUCGAUGCCACUAGCCAAGAAGAGGUGCCCAUACCAUGCACUCUCAGCAUCAAGCCAGAAGCGAUGGAAGAAGUAGAUGUGAGGCCUUAUGCAGGAAUGCCCAAAGAAGUCCUCCUCAAGUUCUCGUCUCAGGCGCGGUACAGAAUUACCAGAGAGAUACUCUUCUGGUUGAUCAUUGCCUCCGCACUGGUGCUGGUGGCAGCUACCAUCGCGAUCAUUGCCAUGUCCCCAAAGUGCCUUGGCUGGUGGCAAGCCAGCCCCAUUUACCAGAUCUACCCUCGGUCGUUUAAGGACACCAACAGGGAUGGGAAUGGAGAUCUCAAAGGUAUCCAAGAAAAACUAGAUCAUAUCCAGUAUCUAAAUAUCAAGACAAUCUGGAUCACAUCUUUUUACAAAUCUACAUUAAAAGACUUUGGAUAUGGAAUAGAAGAUUUUCGAGAUAUAGAUCCUAUGUUUGGAACCAUGAAAGAUUUUGAAAACCUGGUUUCAGCGAUCCAUGAUAGAGGUUUAAAAGUGAUCAUGGACCUCAUACCCAACCAUACUAGUAAUAUGCACAAAUGGUUUCAGCUGAGUCGUAAUUGGACUGGGAAAUACACAGAUUAUUACAUCUGGCAUGACUGUGCACAGAUCGAUGGGGAAACCAUGCCACCAAAUAAUUGGGUGAGCGUGCUGGGGAACUCCAGUUGGCAGUAUGAUGAGAUGAGAACACAGUGUUAUUUCCAUCAGUUUGGAACAGAACAGCCCGAUUUAAAUUUCCGUAACCCAGAUGUUCAAGAAGAAAUUCAUGAUAUCAUCAGAUUUUGGCUUGGCAAGGGCAUAGAUGGAUUUAGUGUUAAUGCUGUUAAAUUCCUUCUGGAAGCAACACACCUGAGAAAUGAACCUCAAGUGAACAAAUCCCAAAAUCCGGACAGCAUCACAGCCUAUUCUGAACUGUAUCAUGACUACACCACCACUCAGGUUGGCAUGCACGAUAUAGUCCGCAGUUUUCGACACACCAUGGAUAAGUUCAGCAGUGAGCCUGGUAGAUACAGAUUUAUGGGCACAGAGGCCUACCAGGACAGCAUUGAGGGGACAAUGAUGUAUUAUGGGACAUCUUUUAUUCAAGAAGCAGAUUUUCCUUUUAACCUCUAUCUUAUGAACAUGAAAGAAAUCUCAGGAAAUGAUAUUUUUGAAAUGGUAACUUUGUGGAUGAAGAAUAUGCCACAAGGGAAGUGGCCAAGCUGGGCGGUUGGAGACCCUAACAGUGCUCGUAUCUCCUCUCGGAUUGGAAAGGAAUACAUAAAUGUUAUAAACAUGCUUCUUUUAACCCUUCCUGGAACACCUACAACAUACUAUGGUGAAGAAAUAGGGAUGGAAGAUGAUACAUCAGAAACUGCAAGCUUUCCAGAAAAAUCGCCUAUGCAAUGGGAUGACAGUCUUCAUAGUGGCUUUACUGAAGGCAACUCAACCUGGUUAUCCGUAAAUCCUGACUAUCCAAAUGUAAAUGUGAAAGUCCAAAAGAUUCACCAGAAUUCUACGCUCAACUUGUAUCGAGAGCUCAGUUCUCUUCGGACUAAUGAGCUUCCAAUCCAUAGGGGAUGGAUGUGUUACAUUUGGAAUGACAGCAAUGUCUUUGUGUAUGUGAGAGAACUGGAUGGCCUAGAUAAAGUCUUCAUGAUGGUCCUAAACUUUGGACUGGAGACUACAACAGAUCUGCAGACUAUAGUUCCUGACCUUCCCUCAGAAGCUGUUAUAAAGCUAAGUACCAACAUUAGCAACAGCGAUAAAUCUGUAAAUACCAAAACAAUCAAAACUGAAAAGGGUGAAGGACUAAUCUUGGAAUACAGGACAAGCAAACCACUCCAUAAGAUGGAAGCUUUCACAGAGAAGUGUUUUGUUGCAGAAAAGGCAUGCUAUUCUAAGGCCUUCAAUUUACUCCAUAUGUAUUGCUAAGUGGCCCUAUUUGUAUUCCAAACCAAUAGGGGUGUACACGGAACCACCAACUGCGGUCCAGCACUGGGGUGGGGGGUAGAUUUAAGAGCGGCGGAAGGGUUUACUUACCCCUCCCGCUGCCGUAAUUCUAGGAGUAAU